This is a messenger RNA of Cyphellophora attinorum, 1212 nucleotides long. RefSeq lists its product as uncharacterized. The transcript is spliced from 4 exons. The coding region runs from base 1 to 1212 and encodes 403 amino acids. The record is from RefSeq and is a predicted model, not a curated record. NCBI's taxonomy places the organism in Eukaryota, Fungi, Ascomycota, Eurotiomycetes, Chaetothyriales, Cyphellophoraceae.
AUGCACAUCUUUGGCCGCGCGAAACAGACGGUCAUCAGGGCGUACGGACGAUUCAGACGAAAGCUCUUUACUAGGACAGUCGUGCACCUGACGUUAUUCGUGGUGGCAUUUACAUCUGGUCUCGUAGCACGAGAGUGGUCUUCCAGACUCACACGCGGCUCCUCGCGCGAUUCUUUCUGCAGCACUCAAGAAUUCGGCAAUCAGGUCCUGUCGACUAAGCGGUCACUUUCCAUCGAAGAAGGCACGCAGUACCGCCUUCCUGACAUAGUCGACACAUUCGCCAACUACAAGUAUCGCAAUCACUCCGAAUGUCAGAUCUCAUCUCAAGACCUACAUGUACCAUUCAGCCCGCUCUGCUCGAGCCGUGAUGAAUUUCUCACAGCAGUCUCUGGAGGCGGGCGGGCGGGCUUUGACGCUCCUUACAUGCCUCGAGGCUGCGACAUGCGGUGGUACACGACAGAGGAAGUCUGUGAAAUCAUCAGCAGAUUUGAGAAGGUGAUUGUCGUGGGUGACAGCAUGAUGAGGCAUGUCGUUGGUGCUAUCAAUGUGCUAUUGCGGAAGGAUCUGGGGUAUGGCGCCGUCACGAACUGGAAUUUCAAUGAAGACGAGAUGAACAAAUGCUUCUGCAACCAUCAGAUGGACGUCAAAGCCUGCAGUGUACAGGGCAUCUACUCUACUUCCUCCGUCCUCGAGCACGAUCCGCACUCGCUUGCUUGCGAGCAGCCAGUCGACCUAGUCAUUGAGCUCAUGCUUCGCUUUCCACUCGAUCCCAUCGAAGUCGAGCGAUUUCGGGCUUUAAUCUCCACAACGAAGCCGGCGAAGCCAUAUGCAUUCAUUUUUGGGCACGGUCUAUGGAACGAUCUCGACCUCCAGGCCACCUUGAACUGGCUUGAUGGCAUUGGUCAUAGCAUUCUCGACCGGGCUCCUUACCUCUCAGAGUCCCUAUGGUCUAGGCUGAUGGUCACUCCAAACGCUGCAGGCAUUCGCAAGCCAGACCAGUGGAUGCUCACGCAGGGUGACAAAGCCCUGCAGGUAUUCGAGCACAGUGUCCGGGAGGAGUCGGCAAAACGAAGGAUCGAACACUUUGGCACCUAUAACAUGAGCAUACAGAGCAGCAAGUUUGACAGCGUCCACCUCGACCUCAAAGGCAAUUUGAUCAAGGCGAUGGCCGUUGUCAACUGGCUUGCCAUGAUCGACACCCGGGACUGGUAG